Uranotaenia lowii is the source of this 794-nucleotide messenger RNA. Its product is annotated as nucleolar protein 16-like. Gene Ontology annotation, cellular component: nucleolus. Bases 128 to 760 code for a protein of 210 amino acids. Lineage: Eukaryota; Metazoa; Arthropoda; Insecta; Diptera; Culicidae. The record is from RefSeq and is a predicted model, not a curated record. The transcript is spliced from 2 exons. Gene Ontology annotation, biological process: ribosomal large subunit biogenesis.
GCAUAUUCCGGAUAAACACGUGCGAAUUCGACAGAAAUUGUGUACCUUGUUUUGUUUUUGAUCAUUUUAUCAAUUUUUGCAGUGCAACUUUUGGUUUUUAGCAGCAACUACAUCAACAUAGUUAAAAAUGGUCCGUCGCCUCAGGAAAACUAAACAGAGCCAAAAGUACAACUACCAGACGAAUCGGAAACGAUUGAACAAAAAGAUCCAUGGAACCGGUAUGAUUCAAUGCCUUGAAAUCCGCAAAGCUGCUGAUCCGAAGAAAAAGUUGGCCGCAAACAUUCGAGACAUGGGGCUUGCCUAUAAUGUCAAUAGGACCAUCCCGAUUCCCAACAGCAAGCAGGAACGUCUGAAGGUAGCCAAAUAUGUAAACGGGUUUCUCGAGGAGGACAAUUCCGAUACUGAGCCAACGGUAGACGUGGAAGCUAAAAAGAGGAAAAAUCCUAAAGCCUACGUUGCGGAAAAACUGGAACAAGAUGCUAACGAGUACGUGGAGAGCCGAUUUCGAUUGCCGAAGGGCCAGGUCAAGUAUGUCACCGAUAUGAUCGAUGCCCACGGUUUCAACUUUAAGGCUAUGUCUCAGGAUAGGAGAAAUUAUAACCAGGACACGUGGAGACAGCUGAGACAAAAGGUACAGAAGUUUUUGUCAAUACCGGACCAGUGUUUACCUUAUCUAGAAAAGAAGGGUUGGUUGGACUGUGAUAUGGACGAUCCACAAGAUCCCCGAUGGAAACAAUAUGGUACAGACGAUGAAGACUGAUGAAUGUAAAAUAUAUUGGAACGUUUCCUUUGAA